CUCUGGCCUGUAGAGAUGUGUACGGAGGAGAAGGGGACGGAUUGCUAACCGAGCUAGCCGGAUCCUCCCGAUUAUAGAAACACGGCUGAGCGUGGUCAUGUUGCCCACGGUAGGAUUCAUUUCGUGAAAAAAACCCGCUUUGGAAAUACCCGCUUCGCUGCUUCACAAAAACGGCGACGGGACUUGUUUUUGUGGCGGAAUAACAAAGCCGGUCGGCGAGGAUUUUGCAAAUCUGAGCGAGUCCACGUUAGCUGGCCUAGCCGGACUCGGGAGCUCGUCUCCCAAAACAAGAAUGGGGUCUAGGUCCACUCGGAUUAGCUUGCUAGUAAAGUGACCUUUGAUUGUGUUCUCUGAUGGCAAAUUUUACCAAUUACCAGGAAGGCAAGGCAGCGAUGUUGAUGGUGGAGACGCAGCAGAGGGACGUGGGGGCUAAACCCACAGCCACCGCCAACGGAGACGGCUCGGUCGGGGAACCCCCUUCCCCGUUAAUUAAUAUCGGCGGUGGCGGCGGAGGAGGCGGCGGCUCUCGCUUCCAUCAACAUUUACCGCCCUCCAAUCACCAUCCCCACCACCACCAGCCAAAGGAUCACCAUCACUACCAGCUGGCCCCGCAGCAGCAGCAGCAUCUUUCCGGGGAAAACAUUGCAGAGUCCCCCGGUAGGAAAGCCUCCUCCUCCUCCUCGUCGCUCAGCCAGGUACACGCCGCCGAGGACCCCGCCGCUUCUUCCUCCGGCGCCGCGAGCGGCAGCAGCAGCCAUGUAUACGCGGCUGUGAGCGUCGCGAACACCUCGGACGUUGGGGAGGAUAUACGCAAGUGUGGCUAUUUGAGAAAGCAAAAACACGGACACAAGAGGUUUUUUGUGCUUCGGGCUGCCAGCCACCUCGGGCCGAGCCGCCUGGAGUACUACGACAGCGAGAAGAAAUUCAGGAGCUGCCUGCGCUCCGCCAUCGCGGCCGCCGCAAGCGGUGGCGCGGUCGCCCCUUCUCCCCCGAAAAGGGUUAUUUACCUCUACCAGUGCUUCACGGUAAACAAAAGGGCGGAUUCCAAAAACAAGCACCUCAUUGCCCUUUAUACUAAAGACGAGUACUUUGCCAUUGUGGCUGAAAACGAGCAGGAGCAAGAGGACUGGUACGUGGCUGUCAGUGAGUUGAUGAAUGAGGGUAAAAAAGGGCACGUGGAUUCAGACGAUUUAGAUGAUGGGUAUGGUACUGUCACCCCCGGUACUGUGUUCAAAGAGGUGUGGCAGGUGAAUGUGAAACCUAAAGGACUGGGUCAAACUAAAAACCUCACAGGUGUUUACCGGCUAUGCCUCUCAACUAAAACCAUUCACCUCGUAAAGUUGAACUCUGAAACCCCCUGUGUUAACCUUCAGCUGAUGAAUAUCAGACGCUGCGGACAUUCAGAAAGCUUCUUUUUCAUUGAGGUGGGUCGCUCCUCCUCUAUCGGGCCCGGGGAGAUUUGGAUGCAGGUGGACGACUCUGUUGUGGCCCAAAACAUGCACGAGACCAUCUUGGAGACGAUGAAAGCCCUGAAAGCUUUUGCAGAGUUUCGGCCCAGGAGUAAGAGCCAGUCGUCGGGCUCCAAUCCCAUGCCAUUUAUCACAACGCGGCGCCAUCUGGGCAACCUGCCACCGAGCCAGACGGGACUGCAGCGGCGGUCGAGGACAGAGUCAGUCGUCGGCACGCCACCGUCAAGUAAAAGCUCUGGGGCGAGUGGUUAUCGCUUCCGAACAUCCAGCGAGGGCGAGGGGACAAUGAACCGGCCUUUCCGCUCCGCCACAGGAAGUCUGGUGCACCUUAACUCAGCCCGCGCCCAUCAUGGGCGUCAGGAAGGUGGUGGCAGCAGCAGCGGGAGUGGUGUCGCUACAGGAAAUGCUGGCACAAGCACAGGAAGCGGGCGCUAUGUCAGAGCCAUCCCGGGGACGACGUCCACCUAUCACGCCCGCUCCGCCUCGCUGCCAGUCUCCCACUUCCCCUCCACCACCAGUCCAGUUAGCGUCUCCUCCAGCAGUGGCCACGGCUCCGUCUCCGACACACUCACCCGCCCAUCGAGCGCCUCGAUAUGCGGCUCUCCAUCUGAUGGCGGCUUCAACUCCUCGGAUGAGUAUGGCUCCAGUCCUGGUGAUUUCCGGUACUUCCGGGUGCGGAGUAACACGCCUGACUCUCUGGGCAACACCCCACCAAUCAGAGAAGAGAACUGUCUAAAUGAUUACAUGGCUAUGGGCUGGAACCGGGAGGUCUUCGGCACCGGAGGUAGCUCUGGAAACAACAGCGGAGGUGAUACGCCACGAGACGAGAGCACGUCGACGACAGAGGAUGAACGCUUUUCUUCAUCAUCACUGAGGCGGAGGACGCACUCUUUCACCAGACCGGCUGGUGGCGCAACAGGCGGUUCUGGAGUGGCGGUUUACCAGAAAAUGACCCAGACCAACUUCUCAUUGGACGAGGGGUCAGACGUGGUGUUGCCGUUUGGCAGCGGGCUGCUCCGUGGUGGGCCGUCCUCCUCUUCUUCCUCUCUCCGCUCUGACUACAGCUCCUGCUCUGAGCACAGCCAGCAGAGCCGUCCCUCCACGCUCUCCCGGGCGGAGGCCAGUGGUGAACGCCCUCCCCUCUCCUCGUCCUCCUCUGCCAAGGAGGACAGCGGCUACAUGCCCAUGAUGUGCGGCGUUGCUGCGUCACCACAGGACACUCCACCUGACUACAUGCCUAUGCAACCCAGCUCUUACUCCCAUUCCCUUCAGUUUCACAGUCCAGCUUUAGGUCCCCGUUCAGCCCACCACCACCCCCAGCUCCAGUCCCAAUCCUCCACAGACUCCCACGGCUACAUGAUGAUGCUCCCAGGGGGCAGCGGCAGCUCCCCUUCUCCAGGGCAGGCCUCCCCGAGCCCUCACAGCAGCUCCAGCAUGGCAGGUGCCAGUGGGAGUGACAGCAUAGCAGAAAGACCUGAGAAUGGGGAAUAUAUGGACAUGUCGUACUGCAGCAGUGGGGGCCACAAGCUCUCAAAUGAAAGAAGCAGUGAGUAUUACACACCUGGCACACCUGAGGGCACCCCAAAGUCUUACAGCCCUUAUUUCUCCCUCCCUCGCUCCUACAAGGCCCCCACCAGAGAGAGGGAUGAGAAAGAAUACGGGGAGUAUGUUCCCAUGAGUUCACCUGCCAAGCCCGUCUAUUCAUCAGUUGCCACAGCUUCCAUAUCAACACCAGAGAAGAGGGCUGGGGGAGGUAGUAGCACCUCCACGCCCUCUCACCCUCCCCCGCCUUAUGGAGCUCACCAUACGACUGCAGCAAUGGCCGACCGACGUGUUGUGAGGCCCAACCGCCUUCCUUUAGGCAGGAGAAGUUUCCAUGGUCCGCUGCGGGUUAGUGAGCCCUCCACAGCAUCUGCAGGCACCUCCACCUCAGUCCCUGCCACUGUCAGCUCGUCCGAAGGGCCCUCCAGCCCAGGGGAGUAUAUAAACAUCGAGUUCGGGGAUCACUACCCCCACCAACAACAGCCUCCUGCUUAUCCUCUCUCUGCCCAAGAUGAAGCACCUUCCCUGGCAUCCAGUGACCUCCGUCGCUCCCCUCACCAGGAUUAUAUGAGCGUGGAGGUGGCAGCGGACCAGCAGGACAGCGCUGGAUGUCUGGGCAAAAACCAGUCACCCAGACCCAGCCUCGUCGCCCCCUGGAACCCACCCAGCUACAUCCGACCCCUGGCUAGCAAUCCUGGGGCGCUGGCCUCCCCAGGAGUCCCCGCCGGAGGUCACUGGAGGUCGAUGGGGGACGACUACACAGACAUGACGUUUAACCUCAGCAGAGGUGAGAGGACGCAAACGAGCCCCACGGCCAUGCUGCAGCAUCUCUGUGUGAUAGAGGGACGCUACGGCCACGCUCCCACUGCCUCCUCCUCAUCCAUUUCUCCCCCUCUCCCCCCGUCGAGCCCGGGAAGGGCGCCGACACAGCAGCAGGAGCCCAAGGUGGUGCGGGCCGACCCUCAAGGCAGGAGGAGACACAGCUCGGAGACAUUCUCCUCCACGUCUUCUUCUAAUUCAACUCCCUCUGGAGGAGGGCUCGCCCCCUCGUCCUCCGCCACCCACCCCACACUGGUCAACCCCACGGCCCCCAACGGCUCGUACCUAACGGAGGGUCAGGCUUCCAGAUGGGCCAGCUCGGCAUCUUUUGACAGCAUGUGGGUGUCCAUGGAGGGUCUAGGGGACUCGCCGGCGCCCCAUGCUCCAGUAAGAGCCAUGGAAAUGCCCGCAGCCCCUGGGACCUCCUCGUCUUUGACGUCGGGGGCCGGCAGAAUGUGCAGGAACAUGUCAGUGGGCUACCAGAACGGCCUGAACUACAUUGCCUUGGAGCUGAGGGAGGACGGGAGUAACACGGGAGCCAUGGCGUCGGGUAGCACCAACGGGAGCUCGGUGGCGGUGGCAGCAGCGGCGGUGGCGGGCACGGUCCCACUGCCGGAGAACGGAGCCUAUGCCAGUAUAGACUUCACCAAAUCUGAUGGAGUCACCGCAACAACCAAGGACUGAGCGACGGGACGAUCGAGGUUCCCCACCUUCCUCCUCCUCCUCCUCCUCCUCCUCCUCAUCUCUCUGCUCGGGGCACUUGACUCUGCCUGUGACCUUUGACCUCCCCACACACACACACACACACACACACCCUGCUGCCGGCGACCUCUGACCUCCUCACCCAGCCUGAGAAGCCGCUCCCUUCUGGAUGCAGAAAACAACAACAACAACAUCACAACAGAUGACAAAAACGCUUGCAGUUUUUUAUAAGUGUAUUUCAUCUUUUAUUUCAUUUUUUGUGGGGUUUUUUAUGCAUAUCUUGUCUUUUUUUUUUUUUUAUCAUUUCCCCCCCUCCUCUCACAGUCGAUGCUGCCAGUGUGCUGCUUUUUUCAACGGUCAGUGAACUUUGGUUGAGGGGGGCGAGACGGUCUCAUCAUCAACCCAUACGGUAUUAUAUUAAAAAGGGAGGAAGCAAAGGCAUUAUGGUACAAACUUUUAUUUUGAACUUUAUUAUUUUUCACCCCCUUUACAUGCAUUAUAUAUAACCCUCCCUCGACGCGGUACCGUACAGUUAUUACAUCGUGCACAAAAGUCGUAGUAAAGAAUGUGUUUUUUGUUUUAACGAAUGAGUGAAAUACCCCUUUAAAUGGUACGAGCUUGUGGCUGAAGCGCCAAGUUUUGUCAUUUGCGCGGCUGCCUCGGUUAAAAAAAUAAACCUGCGGGGAAGUUCGGUUCAGGUACUGAUACACCUCACGUUCUGUAGCACAUAUACUUAUUUAUUUGUUGCAAUCGGUACAGAUAUUCCGGUACAUUUCUUUCGGAGAAAAACCAGAUGAAUGCUGGAGAGUUCCUCUAUAGGCCGCUUUGCUGAUUUGUUUAAAGGAACAGUUUUGGUGGGAAAUUGUUUAUUAUUUCUCUGUAGUUUUACAGGCAAACCCAGGUUAGCUUAGCUUAGCACAAAGACUGGAAGUAAAGGGAAACAGUUAGCCCAGAGGUAGGCAACCUGUGGCUCUUUGGUUACUCUCCACUGGCUCCCUGUUGCUUUGACAAAAAAAUCAUAGGGAAGUAAAAUAAUUUGUCCUGGUUGUAGGCCUAAAGUGAUUCUCACAUUCUCCAAUUGUAAAAAUAUGUAGCAUAUACAGGUGCAUCUCAAUAAAUUAGAAUAUUAUAGAAAAGUUUAUGUCAGCAAUUCAAUUCAAAAAGUGUAAAAUAGAACACACAGAAUUAAACAUUUCGUGUCUUAAUUUAUCUAAUUUCUCCUAAUUAUAAUGAUUAUGGCUUACAUUUGAUGAAGACCUAAAAUUCAGUGUCUCAAAAAAUUUUAAUAUCACAAAAGGCCAAUUUUUAAAAGUGUGUUUAAUAUGGAAAUGUUGGCCUCUGAACAGUAUGUCCAUCUAUAUGACUCAAUACUUGGUUGGGACUGUUUGACUUGAACUACUGGAAAUUGACUUUUCCAUCAUAUUCUAGUUUAUUGAGAUACACCUGUAGACAGAAGUAUGAGAAAAUUUCAGUCAACUUAAAUCAUAGCCUAUGCACAUCUAAGUCUUCACCCUAUCCUCUAUUUUUUUGUCUAGCUAUUGCUAUAGAUUUCAAAUCCAAAAAAGAAAAGGAGUCCUAGAGGGAAAUAGAUUUGUAUUCCUUCACAGCCAGUGCUUAAGGCCUAGCGAAAUGCCUGAUCUGCAGUGAGAAAUCGCAAAUUUCUUUAAUUAUAAGGCUCAAAGAUGCGGCUCCAGAUGGAUUUUUAAUUUUUUUUUCUGGACCAAAAUGGCUCUUUUAAUGAAAGAGGUGGCUGACCCCUGAGCUAGCCUGUCAAAAGACCAAAAACACCUAAAUUCAAGCAAUUAUUUCCUCUUUUAUAGUGAUUGAACUGAAAGUUUACUUCAAAUUGAUUUUUUUCUUUUUUUAGCCAUUUAUGUGCAGGAUUUUCCAGUAUUUUUGUCACCACCCAUACCUCUAUAAAAUGCACACUUAUUGUUAAUAGCAAUCAUUAUUUUUUUUACAGGUUAAACAACAUUAAACAUAAUAAUUGGUGAGAUUUAGAGUUGCUGACAGGUGGAUUUUGUUGCUUUUAGACGAAUUAGAACAUCUGUUUCCCCCUGUUUCAAGUCUUUCUGCUCCAGCUAUAGAUUGAUCUCUUUAUCAGGGCUGAGAACUUGUAGUUAACUAAUCGGUUAGUUAAUUAAGUAAAAAAAAAAUCAUAGAAAAAUACCAAAAGCUGCAUUUUAAAUCUUAAAAGAGCUUUGGAAAUAAAUCAUUCAGUGGGAAAAAUGACUAAUUUAGUUAGACCAAUAUUUCAGCCCUUGUUUCUUAUCUCACACCUGGAAAAAGUGAGUUUCUCACAUUUCUCACUGAAUCUCAAACUGUUCCUUUUAAAUAAAAAGAAGAAGAAGUGGCCCGUAGAGGUUUUGGAAACUCAGCUGCUGUGAUUGGUCGAUUGAAACCGUUGUUGCUCGGUCGACUCAAAACCCCAAGCAAGUGAUUUAUUAUUAUUGUUAUUAUUUUCAGUUUUAUCUUAUACGGUCCGUAGCACAGUUCAGGUUAGAGAGGGAGAGUGGCAACACACACACACACCAAUCCAACACGCACAGGCACACCAUGCAACAUACACACACACACACACACACACACACACACACACACACACACACACACACACCAAUCCAACACGCACAGGCACACACACACACACACACACACACACACACACACACACACACACACACACACACACACACACACACACACACACACACACACACCAAUCCAACACAUGUUGCGUCACAAACGCUGUGAAAGGUAAAAGCACAAAGUACAGACGUUGACACUGGGAUGCAAACACAUGACUAAUGCACACACACACACACACACACACAUAUACACGAUAUCUCUGCAAGCGAACUAUGUACUGUACAGCAGUGGCAUGCAUGCAUGCAUGCGCACACACACACACGUACGUCAUGAAGACGCAUGUCACAGUUAUGUGGCUACUCCCAUAACACAUGCAGCAGUCAUACAGCCCUAUUUAGGCGAGGGGGCGACUCCUGUGUGCCCCCGAUUCAGCUCUUUGUCAGCGGCUCCUGGUGACACACACACACACACACACACACUCUCUCUCUCUCACACUCACACAUGCACACACAUAUAUAUGCAUGCUGGGGUGUUCGUCACUGGCUCUGCGUGACGUAAAGAGGUUUCCAGUAACCUGAGCUGCAGCCCCAGGUGCAGCGCACUGGUCAUACUUGCCCUGCUACAACCUCACACACACACACAUACACAUGCACACACACACAUUCGGACAGCCAGCGAAAAACCCACAUCAAUCAAAGCCGAAGCUCGCUGCCUCUUUCUCUCUCUCUCACACACACACACACACACACACACACACACACUUUAACAGACGCCCAUAUUUAGCGUUUCUACUCUCCCAUGAAUAUUCUGUUUUCACAGAAAUAAACGUGCUAAGAAACACAAAGACUGACAGAGAACGGAGCCCACAGAGUUUCAUUUUUUUGUUCAGCAUUCACUCAUGGAAUGCUAUCUUCGCCCUGUUUCUGAUUUUCCCGUCAGCCCACUCUCUCUCUUUUUUUGGACGGAUGAAGGCCUGUCACUCUUGUGUGGGACGCAUCAUUGUCAAAGAUGCUGAGGGACGGAUCUGAGGUGUCUUUAAAUAAUCAUUAAAGGGAUAGUUUGGACAAAUUUACGUGUGGUCGUAUGAGCAGCUACAGUAGAUGGCGCUCAGUGAACUUCUGUAGACAGUCAAACAGCCUUAUUUAACUUUCCUCCCUGCUCCUCUUUAAAGCCACCAGACUCCAUUGACAAAAACAGAGAUUUUACCUUGCAGAACAGAUGAGUCGAGUGUCUGCUGCUGCCUCGAUCUGUUAGUUUGUGUUAUUGUGUUGUUCUGGUGUUAUUUUGAACUCGCCAAAGUCACAAAAUAAUAGCAACAAACUAACAAAUCGAGGCAACGGGAGACAAGCAACUGCUGUAUUCUGUGAGGUAAAAUUACUGUUUUUGUCAAUGGAGUCUGGUGGCUUUGAAGAAAACAUAAAUGGCUCCAAAUUGCCUAUUUUGGUGAUAAUUGUCUAAUUAUAAACUGAUAUUGAUCCUUUUAAUUGCUGCCCCCUGUCCAGUACCUCAUACAACCCCACUUAAAAACAAUCAGAACUAUCCCUUUAAUGUCUGGUUUAAAGAGUUUUGUGCAGCACAGAAUUAUCUCAGAGUGAAGGUCAGUUUGCUGUGAUGGACAUCUUAUUUGAUGCAGUAAACUCUGAACAUCUGGUUGUUUGUGUUCAAGAAAUUUUUCACUUUUUUUUCUGACAUUUUAUACACCAAAUGGGUAACGAUUUAUUUUUGCAGCCCUGUUGUGCACCAAACAGCGUUUUUAAUGCCAUGUCUCUGUUUAUAUGCAGUUCAAUGAUUGUGAUUGGCCUACAGUUAUGGAUUUUUCGCAUUAACUGCCAUUUUAAGGGUGUACUAGAUCUAAAAAAGCACCAGAGACUGACAGAAGAGGCCGAGUUUUUAUCUUGUUUUGUCCAAAGAAAUUCAGUUUACAAUGGUGAUAAGAGUUAAAUUCAGCAUAUCUUUGCAUUUUGAGGAGCAGGUUUUGCUUCAUAUUUAACUUAAAAGCAUUAUUUGAUUGCAUUUAUGUUUUUCUUUGCUUUAAACAGUCAGAUUUGGUGGAGUUUGCUGCAUCAGUUUAGUGUUUCAGGCCUUUCAUCCACAUAAAGACUGACUCAUUUACCAACACAGUGUUACAAAAAAAACCUCUCUGUAUCCUUGUUUAAGGCGCAAAUUUUCCAAAUAUGGCAACUCCUUCCCCUCCGUCCUUUCUCCCAAUUUCAGAUACGACGGAGCCAAAAAGUGAAAAUAAAACACACGGUUAAAAAGGUAUCUUUUGCUGUGGAGGUUAAAGCGAAGGAGAGAUUUUAAGCAGGAGAAAUCCACUUUGACCCCCUUUAUCGCCCCCUGGAGGGCCGGUAUCAAUUAAUAAUUAAUAAUGAAUCAAUCGUGUUUUAAAUUGUCUGACUUAAAAGAGAAAACCAACAAAAUUAUAGAUUUUAAGCCUGUGACGUGUCUUAUAUGUACAUUAUGAACAAUUAGAGAUAUUUUUCAUUUCGUCCCGUUCGAGCGAACAAAGAAUAUAUUGAGACAAGCAUUUUUUAUUUUUAUUUUUUUGAAAAUGUUUUGUGUACUGACUUAUGCUACAGCGAAGUGUUGCUUUUUGAGGUUUUGUUUGUUUGUUUUUUAAUGCUAUGGCAAAAAAAUGAUUUGGGUUUUUUUUAUUUUAAUUUUAAUUUUUUUUAGGAAAGAAUCCUUAAUUUAUUUUGAUUCAAAAAUGGAUAAAUGUCGUUCAUGUCUGAUUGCAUUCAUGUUGAAUUUUACCCCUUUUUUGUCACGACUGAACUAACUUAAAAAACAGAAUCUGUGUUUAUUUUGGCAACAAUUCAACCUCAAAACUGUCCUCAAUGUAACCGAUUAUGAUGUUGAAAAUCAGCUGUUUUUUGAAAAAAAAAUUCUUGUUCGGGGGUGGAGAAAAAUGAGAAAGAAGACCUACGUAAUAUAUAUAUAUAUAUAUAUCUAUAUAUAUAGAUAUAGAUAUAUAUAAUCCUCGCAGAAAAGACUUAGGGUACUGCAUCAUUAUGCAAACUUUUGUUUUUCCUCUAAUAUUUUGGUUUAUUUUGUAUUCUAGUUUACAGAGGGAAAUAAUCAUCUUAUUUUUGGUUGUUCUGUUGUUUAUCGGGGCGACCUUGUUUCUCUGCUAACGAAGCGAUAACAAGGGUAGAAUUUUUUUUUUAAGAGUACAUAGGCAUUUUGCAGUUAUUUGUAUAAAGAAAUGGGUUACAACCUCUGCCUAAUGUUUAUUUUUUUGUAACUAUAUUACAGUUUAUUUGCUGCUGUGUAGUACAGUUAACGGUUGGAAAUGCUGAAACGAUGAAGACGAUGUUCAUUGCCCUGCUAUCAGGCGCGGGUCCGUAUAUUUCUUUUUUUUUUUCUUUUUUUUUCCCGGAGGAUUUGGGAGGAGGAGGGGAGGGAGAGGAAGAGCUCCCGCCCUGCUACCUGUGUUCUUAGUUUCCGAGUUGAAUGCUGUUGUUUAUUAGCUUUACAGGAAAGAGAAAGAGUUAAAAAAAAAAAAAAUACUGUGGAGGUGUGUAUCCUUCGUAUGUGCAUUAUUUUUCAGCGACGUACGUCCUAUAUACGAAAAAAAAAGAGUUAAAAAAAGAGAAAACUGUGGUGGAAAAUGGAAAAUCCUCCUUCUGUAAAUAAGGAAAACUCGAGUUGUCGCUUUUUUCAUGUUAUGAUCGGCGCCUCGGCAGGUGCCCCUCCCCUUUUUUUGUUUUCCUUUUACUUCCUUCUCUCUUUCUUUCUCUCUUGUUUUUCCUCGUGGAGGGAAAGGGGGGCAGGAGGGGUACUCAGAGGCGAUUUGAGCAUCGGCAUAGUGUUUAUAUUUAUCAAAACUUUUUUGCUUUCGAUAGAGCUAUUGCAAUAAAAAUGUGUUCAUGUAA
Centropristis striata (black sea bass) is the source of this 10996-nucleotide messenger RNA. It is a transcript of the gene irs4b, whose product is annotated as insulin receptor substrate 2-B. Gene Ontology annotation, molecular function: phosphatidylinositol 3-kinase binding; insulin receptor binding. Gene Ontology annotation, biological process: insulin receptor signaling pathway. The record is from RefSeq and is a predicted model, not a curated record. The transcript is spliced from 2 exons. The coding region runs from base 354 to 4514 and encodes 1386 amino acids. Gene Ontology annotation, cellular component: cytosol; plasma membrane. NCBI's taxonomy places the organism in Eukaryota, Metazoa, Chordata, Actinopteri, Perciformes, Serranidae.